Molecule: messenger RNA, 186 nt
Organism: Gongylonema pulchrum
Lineage: Eukaryota; Metazoa; Nematoda; Chromadorea; Rhabditida; Gongylonematidae
Source: the annotation of a GenBank genome assembly
AUGCGUAACCCUACGGCGCGUUACGUCUCAACGGCUGCAUCUUUGUUGGAAUCGCACGGCGACACACUGGAUGCUUGCACUUCCUAUUUCCCAUAUAUAAACGAUAUCAAUUUGGCUGAAUUUAUGAGUGGUUGGCUUUUUUUUGCUUUUUACUUUCUGACUGGUUGCCUUUUUUUAAGUCCGUGA